This is a messenger RNA of Gossypium raimondii (Peruvian cotton), 1998 nucleotides long. Its product is annotated as protein WHAT'S THIS FACTOR 1, chloroplastic. The transcript has 3 exons. Gene Ontology annotation, molecular function: RNA binding. NCBI's taxonomy places the organism in Eukaryota, Viridiplantae, Streptophyta, Magnoliopsida, Malvales, Malvaceae. The record is from RefSeq and is a predicted model, not a curated record. Bases 282 to 1544 code for a protein of 420 amino acids.
UUUUGGUCGAGAGGAAUUUCACAGCAUUUCUCCCGAUGGCUCUCAACCAGUUUUUCCUUCUUUUUUUUUUUGUAACUUUGCAAUCUCCCUCACUCUUUCCCUCUGCCACAGCAGUAGCAAAGUUUGUAAAUUUAUCAUAAUCUUCCCCUAAAUCGCAGCGAAAAUGAAAAAUGCCAUAGGACUCAAUCUAUCCAUUUAGUGCAGGUACAUCGGCUGCUAUACUGUAUAUAAUAACUAGAAGGUUUGUUCUUUAGAGAAAAAGAGGCAUACUAAGUUUGAGUAUGAUGAUUAGUAAAAGAGUUCUCAAGAGGUUGGCUUGUUGCUAUUGUAGGCUGCGUUCUCAGCCUUCUUUUAUUCAUCAUUUUCGAAACUUCUCUCUUUGGUCAACGAAGAAAGACCCAGAUCUUGAAGCAGCCCUUUCAAGAAAUCGUCGUUGGAUAGUCAAUAAUCAGAUUAAAAACAUAAUACUUAGAUGCCCAAACCAGGUGGUACCUUUGGAGUAUCUUCAAAAGAAAUUUAAGACUCUUGAUCUUCAAGGCAAAGCUCUCAAUUGGCUCAAGAAGUAUCCCUGUUGCUUUGAAAUUUAUCUUGAGAAUGAUGAGUAUCAUUGUAGAUUAACGAAGCGGAUGAUACAUUUGGUCGAAGAGGAAGAAUUGGUGAAAGAUAUGCAGGAGCCAGUGUUUGUCCAGAAAUUGGCAAAGUUGUUAAUGAUGAGCGUGAAUCAAAGGCUUAAUGUUACGAAACUUAAUGAGCUUAAACACAGCUUUGGAUUUCCAGAUGACUACAUCAUUAGAAUUCUACCAAAGCACCCAGAAAUGUUUCGACUGGUUAAUAACGGUUGGAGGAAGAGUUCAAUGGAAAUUGAACUUCUGGCGUGGAACCCUGAUCUAGCAGUUUCUGCUGUUGAAGCCUCAGCUCAGAAACAGGGGAUAGAGCCUUGUUUUUCGUGUUCAUUGCCUUCAACUUGGAUUAAAUCAUGGCAGAGGUUUGAAGAAUUUAAUGCAAUUCCCUACAUUUCACCUUUCUUAAACCCUAGAGGUUUAGAGGAAGGAUCUAAGGAGAUGGAGAAGAGAAUUGUGGGCCUUGUGCAUGAAUUGCUGUCAUUGACAUUGUGGAAGAAGUUAUCAAUUGUAAAGCUAAGCCAUUUCAAGAGAGAGUUUGCUUUGCCUGAGAAAUUGAAUGUUUUGUUGCUCAAGCACCCCGGCAUAUUUUACGUGUCGAACAAGUAUCAGAUUUAUACUGUGCUCCUUAGAGAAGCUUACAAUGGGUCAGAAUUGGUUGAUAAAAAUCCACUAGUCAUUGUGAAGAAUAAAUUCGGUGAUUUGAUGCAGGAAGGGCUUCAUGAAUAUAACCAAAGGCGCCGCGUAGUGAAUUUGGAAAAGAAGAGGAAAUGCAUGAAUUUGAUGAAGCCAGAGAGAAGGAAAGUUGCGAGUUCUGAAACGUCCAACCAAGAUGAUAACGGUGAUACUUUAGGGGGUUUAGGACGUUUGUUUGACCCGGAAGAACGAAAACGAUUUUACAAGGUUCUUUUUGAUGAAAGAUGAAAAUUAAUCUGAGGUGAUUUUAACAUUGAAGUCUCUUGUAUCUUUGGAUAAAGGGGUGAACAAAAACUACAAGCUAGCAAUGACCAAAGCCUGGGGAGUGCUUCUGCAGUUAAUAUGUUAAUAUCCUCCUAGAGCUGUGAACUUGAAUACUUGAAAUUCUGAAUGUUGGGAUGGAUUCUUCUUAGCUACCCAAUCCUCUAUGAAAUAUCCCUUUGCAAUCAUUAAAAAUGCUGCCGGAUUAUCCAACUUUCUUGAAGUACCUGUGUUUUGGCAUUCAUUUUCGACAUAUUUUCGGGUUUGAAUAUCUUGAAUAGUUGAAAUUUUGAAUGUUGGGGAUGGAUGCUUCUUUGCUAACCAAUUAUUUACUUUGCAAUCAUUAACUGACUGUUGGUUUUGGAUGUAUUUUCUGAUUUGAAUACCUUGAAGUUGAAAUCUUUAUUUCAUUUUGUCUUCA